UUACUCAGGGCUUACUUGGCAGUUAUUCGGGUGCAAGGAGCGGUGCGGAUUUAAAGCUUUUUGGCUAAUACGGAGUAACCGUCUAUGUGGGUUCCAGAAUAAAAGUGCCUUUUGUCAACUUCUGGAUUAAGGUUUUGUAAUUACAAAAUAGUAACUUUGUAGGAUGUCAGGGAAUGAUUUGGGUGUGAAUGUUUACAAGAUAAACCGACGAUUUCAUAUAAAGAGCAAGGAGAGCAAAGCCCCAAAUGAAUCCUUAAGAGGCCCUCACACCUACCCCAACUCAGGGCUUUUCACCCAGAAGCUUGGAGGUAGAACUUCUGGAUUAUCCAACAAAAACUUCUUAUUUUGUGAGCAAACUAAACAGUUCUUUAAUAGUCGUGAGAAUGGUUUAGGAGAUGCUAGCUCUCAUUGCAAGAGUGGAGUGGCAAAUGACUUUAACAAGGAAGAGUUUGGAUCCAAGAUGAGCAAGGGAACACUAACAGGAAACUCAGUGGAAAGCAUAAGCGAUAGAAGUAGUUUGCUGUUAAAACCUUCAACUAAGGAGGAAAAUGCUGUUGCUGGUCCAAACUUAACCCAGAGCUCCAAUUCUGACUUGCUUCACACAAAGCAGAAAAAGAUACAGAAUUCCCCUGAGAAUAUUUUAUCUAUAAGCUACGAUUCAAAACUAUUUAAUUCGUUAAUGCUGACCCCUCGGAUGACUACUUGCCAUCAUUGUGGUCUGUAUGGAGACCUGAGAUGUUCUCAAUGUAAACAGACAUAUUAUUGCUCUACAGACUGCCAGAAGAAAGAUUGGUCUGUGCAUGGUAUUGUAUGCAAGCCAAUUAAACAAAAUUUAAAGAAAAGUGAAGAUAAUGCCAAGUUGCCUGGUGAAAUUAAGAAUGACAUUGAUUUUAAGGGCAGGGUGACACCUGUUGAUGCACACAAGAUAGAAGAUGAUUUCAAGAAAAUAAUGCUUUCUGACCUGCAAAAUCUAGGGCUCAAAAAAGAUAUGGAAAUACAGGGUACAGUCACAGAAUUCAGGAACCCAAGUGAAUUUUACAUACAGGUCUAUUCUUCAGAAGUUUUAGAACAUAUCAACAAACUUACUGUGAAACUGAAAGAUUGUUAUGCAAAUAUUGUUAACCAAGAGGAAUAUAUUCCUAUCAAAGGGGAAGUUUGUGUUGCAAAAUAUUCUCUGGAUCAGACCUGGAACAGAGUACUGGUAAAAAAGGUGGAUAUCUUGCAGAAGAAAGCACAAGUGUUAUAUAUCGAUUAUGGCAAUGGAGAAAAUGCUCCACUAGAUUGGAUUAAACCACUCCACAAAGACAUUGAACUGUUUCCUCCCUGUGCCAUUAAGUGUUGUGUUGCUAAUGUUGCUCCAAAACAAGGAGAAUGGAACAAAGACUGUGUUAGCAUUAUUACCCCUCUGCUCGUGGGACAGUACUGUUCGGUGACUGUUGUUGACCUAUUACAGGAGGAGAUGACUUGUUUCGCUGUAGAUGUUGUCCUGCCAGGUUCUGGGAAACACCUAGAUAAAAUACUUCUCGAAAUGGGGCAUGAAUUGAGUCCAAAGAGGAAAGAGACUAAGAAAAUUAACCCAGAUACAGGUACUGUGUUACAAAAGGAUUCUGAGGGAGAAAGAGAAAAAACAGCUGAAGAUGAACUGGUUCAGAAUAGUGAUUUAGCCAUAAAGGUUGUUUCCGUAUCCGUGGGAGAUACAUUUUCUGGUGUAGUUGCCCAUAUUCAAACGCCAGAAGACUUUUUCUGUCAACAGAUGCAUAAUGGCCGCCAGCUUGCUGAGCUUCAAGUAUCCUUGGGUGAAUAUUGUAACAAAAUCCCUACUAUCCCAAAUUUCUGUCCAGCUGUUGGAGAUGUCUGUUGUGCCCAGUUUACAGAAGACAAUCAGUGGUAUCGUGCCUCUGUUCUAGCAUAUACUUCUGAAGAUACUGCUUUAGUGGGCUACAUAGAUUAUGGUAACUUUGAAGUUCUCCAAGUGGCUAGACUUCGCCCUAUGAUUCCAAAAUUAUUGGAGUUGCCAGUGCAAGCUAUAAAGUGUACAUUAGCAGGUGUGAAGCCCCUUUCAGGAACCUGGUCCUCGGAAGCUAUUGCUCUGAUGAAACAACUAUUGCAAAAUAAAAUGAUCACUAUAAGAGUGGUGGACAAAAAGGAGAAUAGCUCCGUGGUAGAGAUUGCUGAUGAAUCUGUUACUCCAAUAAUAAAUGUAUCUAAACAUCUUUUAGAAUCAGGCCAUGCAGUGAAAGAUUCCAAGGAUGUCUUGACAAUAAAUGAAACUGUUAACACUGUGAAGGAAGGAAGUGCUGUAGGAGAAACAAUAAAUAAAACAGAUUGGACAUGGGUUAAGCUGACUCUGAAACAGACAUUAAAUGUCUUGCUGUGUACAGUGAACAAUCCUGGAGAGUUCUUCUGUCAGAUCUUAGAUGAUGACUUACUUGCUCUAAAUGUACUGAACAAGUCAUUGUCAGAAUACUGCCAGCAGACUUCUUCUAGUGUUUUCAAGCCUUCAGAGGGAGAACCUUGCUGUGCUUUUUUCUCUGGUGAUGGCAAUUGGUACCGUGCUUUGGUAAAAGAAGUCUCUUCAGAUGGAGCUAUUAAAGUGCAAUUUGUGGAUUAUGGAAAUGUUGAGACAGUAACUCCAGAUAAACUUCGACAGAUCUCCUCAUCAGCGUUGCUAAAACUUCCAUUUCAAGGAGUUAAGUGUUGGUUAUCAGGUGUAAAACCUGUUAACAAGGAAUGGCUCCCAGAAGCCACAGCAAGAUUUCGGAUGUGCACUGCAGGAAUUAAACUUCAAGCCAGAGUAGUUUCUUUCAACAAAAGUGGAGCAGGAAUAGAGCUCAUUGAUAAUUCCACAUGUUGUCUAAGAAUAAUCAGUGAAAUUUUAAUUAGUGAAAAAUUGGCUUUAAAGGAAGGUCUGCCAAAUAAAGAUGGGCUACCAGAUACGUCUGCUGAGAAAAUAGAGCCUCAAGAAACCACUUCUGAGCAGUGGCAGACAAUAGAAUUGCCUGUCAAUGAAACUGUAUCGGUCCGUGUAAUGGAAGUGAUAAGUCCAGACUUGUUUUAUGCUCUACCAAGUGAAACCAGAGUAGAUCAAGAGAAGUUGUGUAGGUUGAUGACUGAACUGGUAGAAUAUUGCAACACUCAGAACAAUCACUCCUUCAGACCAAAAGUCGGUGAAGCCUGUUGUGCCAAGUUUGCAGGUGAUGGCCAUUGGUACAGAGCUAUCGUUCUGGGAGUUUCUCAGUCUGAGGUGAAGGUAGCGUAUGCAGACUAUGGAUGCACCGAAACUCUACCAUUCUCUAGAGUGCUGCCGAUCACUGCACGUUACUUGAAGCUCCCUUUUCAGAUAAUAAAGUGUUCGCUUGCAGGAAUCAUGGAAUGGUCUCCAUUAAUAAUAGAUUUGCUAAAAACAUUAAUAUUGAAUAAGUGUGUCAAGAUCACAGUGAAAGGGAUCAAUGAGAAUAUUCAUGCAGUAUCUGUGGAGAAAUGUUUUCUAAACAGUAGUCUAAGUAUAGCCGACAAAUUUGUAAUGGAAGGUUUAGCCAAAUAUAGCAACUCUGGAAAUCAAAGUAUGCUACACCAAGCCCAUGCAAAUGAGGCGAGUUGCUGUUGCGCAGAAUUAAAAAAGCAAAUUGAAAAACAUGAAGAGAUCCUCCUCUUUCUUUUAAAUAAACACGUGGCUCAAGAUAAGUGUAGUGAAAUGAAAAAAUUAUUACAACACUAAAACUUGUAGGCAUGAUGUGUGUUAUAUGCUUAUACCUGUAACACUGUGUUGCCAAUGUUAAUGCAAUUGUUACUGCUCUCUGCCCUUAUUCCUAGAAUAGUGGCUGUGUUCAGGAGCAAAAAAAGCUUGAUUUCCUUUGUAGAAAUUGUUUUGCUGUUAAAUACUGUUGGAAUGUAUCUGUACAUAUGUGAAAUAAGAAAUUGUACAUUUACACUGUCUGGAUCAGAGCAAAGCUAAAUGGAGCAAAGUUAAAAUGUGAAGCCUCUGGCUGUUAGUGCAGUUCUUUUGAACGAAGGCAAUACUUUUUCUUAAGCAACUGUUUUCUGUAAGAAAACUCUUCACUUGCAGACCAAAAGUAUUGUAAGAGAACUUAGUGAAAAUUAUUCAGUUUUCAUUUGCAAGAAGGAAAAAUUGGAUUGUCUUAGAAAACUCAAGUUCAUUUUUAAUUUAAUGUAUAGCAAACAUAAAAUUUAAGUUUGAAAUAAAAGUUCAUGUGAAGUUUUAGGUAAA
Messenger RNA from Mauremys reevesii (Reeves's turtle), 4228 nucleotides. RefSeq names its product tudor domain containing 1 (gene TDRD1). The coding region runs from base 164 to 3718 and encodes 1184 amino acids. The record is from RefSeq and is a predicted model, not a curated record. NCBI's taxonomy places the organism in Eukaryota, Metazoa, Chordata, Testudines, Geoemydidae. The transcript has 26 exons.